Molecule: messenger RNA, 721 nt
Organism: Anneissia japonica
Lineage: Eukaryota; Metazoa; Echinodermata; Crinoidea; Comatulida; Comatulidae
Exons: 5
Coding region: 189-716 (175 amino acids)
Source: RefSeq, a predicted model, not a curated record
UAAUGAUCAGUUCUUCCACGGCAGUGCAACAUUAGGGGACUAGUAGGAAGUGGAACAUUUUAAUAUAUAUUUUAGGUUCGUUUUAGCUUUAUAAUUCUUAAAUUUCUAUAUCCUAGCUGUUUUCAAAAUCAACACAACCGUGUCAACUAACUGAGAAGUGUUUUCCGACAGGUCUAUGAAGCUUUGUUAUGGCAGCAAAUACUGGAAUUACUACGGUUGUCCAGCAACCUGUGACCGAACCGGUAACGUUCAAAAUUCGUCAACCCCUUAAGAGGAGCUCUGUGAAAUCCACCGCCAUAGUCCAAAUUGUUUUUGCGACCUUUUGCAUAAUUUUGGGAUUCUGGAUAGCUGCAACAAAUAUUACCAAUGAAAGAAGAAGAAAUGCAGGCAUUUCUCUUGUGACUUUAAGUAUAUGGCUGUACAUUCCUUCAGGAGCAGUCGGUCUACGAGCAGCCUCCAACAAUAACAUAUGUGCAGUGGUGGCUUAUCAGACGAUGUCCUUAUUCGGUUGUAUCACCUCUGUUUCUCAGUCACUGUACUUUUUUAUACAAAUCUUCGUGCCACGCAAAUUGGUUUCAGAUAUUUUUACGUUCAUUUGCACUUUAGCCGUAUGUAUUGCUGCUGGCAGAGGAACAAGCAUAGUCCAAAAAUCUACUGGCUGCUGUUGCGCAAAGUAUCCCGCUCAAACAGAGCCGGUAUGCCAGCUUUUACAAUAGUAACA